GGAAGCACCCGCGAUGACAUGUACCUUGGAAGUCAACAUCACCUCAUGCUCGCAUCACUCCACCUACGUCCUUAAAUCCACAACAGCGAUUACUGGCCCUCGAUUUCACGCAAAAAGGUACAUGCAACAAAUAAGAUCUGAACUCUCAGCCUAAUUGAAGCUUCCAAUCACAGAUCAACAGGACUAUUCCUGGUCAAGAUUAUCAACCAUUCACAAAGGCGCCACAACUACCAGGUUAUUGCGACGGUCAAGGAUAGUAUUUCCCGGCCGUAAUGUCUGGAAUCACCUCAUAUUUGGUCAACGCAUUAUCGUCUGUUGUCUUUGGACCAUCACAAAACAAUAUGGACCCCGCCACCUCAUUCUAUGAGGCCGACAGAUACGUUCCAAGCAUCGAAGAUGUCAUUGCUACGAAAGAUACCCUGUUCGAGAGAUUCAAGCUUCCGAUAGAGCUCAUAGACACAAUUAUCGACUUUGCAGAAUAUUUCCCACGCACGACAAUGUGCCGCACGGGAGGAGAGCUCCAUGUUCGAUCUGGUGGAUCAGGUUUGGGGGGACACUCCGAGAAUCGAUUUCUAUUGAGAUCCUUCCCUUUGGGAUAUGUCCCUAAGAAGAACUUACCUAACACCUGCUCCAUGAACACGAGGAGUCAAGCUUACCCCACCAUACCUGCCACUCCAUGGCAAGACUCCUCGGGACUUCCUCGCGACAUUACGGAAGAUAUGAUGGAGCGGUGGGCGCUCGAGAGUCGAAUACGGGGAGAGCAUCCAUGCCGCAAGAUUGUCUUCACACUCGUCAGCCAUGAUCAGGGAUGGGGAGGCGAGGGAAACCAGAAGGGAACAUACAAAGGCUCCUAUACCUGGUUUGAUGUUGGAAAGGAAAGGAUACAUCUUUCCCAAGACAAAUCAACGAUUACUUCUGAGAAGCCAGAAACGUUUCCUACUAUGUUACCUGAACACGGCUCCUCAUCAUGGACCAAGGAUAAUCAGCCACUAGCCUGCACAGUCGAGACCAUCCAACCAAGUGCUCAUUCAUCUAUCCCAAAUCGUUUCGAGUUCCCUCUCAACCCGACUUGGGACCAUCUUCAGAAAAAUCGGACAGCUACUAAGGAAGCCGAAGAAUACCAGAUUGUCUGGUCCUGCGAUGACAACGUUGAUCCGAACUCAUUGGAAGGCAAGGCUUUGGAGAAUCAAGGAAGAGGGAGGAAUACUGCAAAUGGACAGUUUGUGAGAGACUUGAAGGUUGGGGAUAUUGUCACUGUCUGGGGAAAGGCCCGGUUUCCGGGCUGGGUCAACAUGAUUGAGACUGUACGGAUUGAUGUUUACUGGCGGGUUUGAGAACACAUUACUGUCACGACCCAUCAAUGCAUGAUCCUGAUGACAAUUUGAGUUGAAGUUAUUGUUAAGUGAAAAUCCAAAGAGAUCAAACGCCGCUAGCCUGACGCUGGACUGAUAUGGGAUGAUUACAAAGACAUUCUUCAAAAGAUAUAGAUACUGAUUCGGAACUAAACAGUCUAAUUACAUUUUCUCCUCCUAUCUAAAGAUACAUCCGCUUCUUCUGAGUUGUACUCCUCCUUGGAUCUGAUGACGGAGGAGCACGAGCACUAAUACUUUCCCUUGCGGAAGUAAUUGGCUUCUCCAUAUCUGUCGCAGCAGCUUUUCGAGACCUGCGGAAAGACGUGGUCGUUGAAUUUCCGGGACUCGAUGUCUGUGCAGCCUUCUUCGUCGCUUCCUUACUUGAUAGCCAAGAUGACCCAUCACACGCUAGAUCCGUCUUGAUGACAAAGGAGAGGAAAUCCGAGGGAGAGGAAGUAGAGGGCUUGAUGGGGUUCUUCUUCCUUAUCGUCGAUAUUCCAGCAGUCCCUCCUUCCAGAUUCUCAAGAGUGGAUAUACCGCGACUUGUACUCGAGCUUGGCAGGACAGUCGUUGUGCUGAUUUUCGUCACGGUCGUCGUGACCAUAAUCGUGCUAGGGUUCGUAUCUAUACCUCCAUCAUGCUCAUGUGGAUACACAUCGCUGAGAUGGCCAUACAUGAACGACAGUAUGACCAAGCCUAGUAGCGGGUAUCGAAGAUAGCUUAAUGCUGAAUCAAUGACGCGGAACGCGGCGAUGAGAGCACGUAAAGGAAGGGUAUAGAGUGAUUUGAAGGUGUUGUGUGUAGAGAGACCUAUUUCCUGGAGGGCCCAUCUCUCCCUCAAGGAUUCUGAAGUGAUAUCUGGGGGAUCUGGGUAGCAGUUAGUUUAUGAAGUGUAGAAAUGCACCGGGGUAGAUGGGAAGGCGUGGAAGGUACCGUAUACGGAAGGUUUGUUCUCUUUGACUGGAAGCAAAGGCUGGGAAUCAGGAUCAUCGAUGUUUACUACACUCUUGCGAUGUUUACGAUUAGUGAUAGCCGUCGUGUCUUUUCCUGUCGUAAUUGCUGCCAUGUUUGCGAGACGUGCGUGUAUCAGCGUUGAUCACUUCGGCG
Molecule: messenger RNA, 2459 nt
Organism: Cadophora gregata
Lineage: Eukaryota; Fungi; Ascomycota; Leotiomycetes; Helotiales; Ploettnerulaceae
Exons: 3
Coding region: 273-1334 (353 amino acids)
Source: RefSeq, a predicted model, not a curated record